Paramecium octaurelia is the source of this 301-nucleotide messenger RNA. Lineage: Eukaryota; Ciliophora; Oligohymenophorea; Peniculida; Parameciidae. The record is from the annotation of a GenBank genome assembly.
AUAAAAUAUUAAUUAAAUGUCAGAGGAAUAAGAAAUAGAUUGGGGAGUAGGUGCUCAAGCAUUAUAUGCGAUGGUUAGGGCAACAAAGGAUUGCUCAAAGAGAUGCGGGGCAUUGCAAUUGAAAAGGGACCUUAAUGACACAGAAUCAGAAUGCUUAAGUAUAAUUGAAGAUUAAAACCAUAGAAAAAUGCGCUGUGUUUCAUGCAGGAUCCUCAAGCACCCACCUGAGAUUCUUAAUAAAUUAUGCAGAAACAGUGCAUCUUCAGUGAAAUCAUAAAUAUACAUCUAUAUAAAUCAUCAU